AUGCUGUUAGUCGACUCAUCCUCUGGUGGCCAGGCCGUGGCCCAUGAGCAGACAGCACAGACUGGCUCUGAUAGCCUUCCGUUUAGGAAGCAAAUUUCAUUGUCCAGUAUCGGAGGACCAACCUACGUGACCGCGCAGACUCUGGUGCAACAAGUCGCCUAUGUACUGUCCGACAAGCUGUUCACGUACUCGCCAGACACCUUCGAACUUGAUGUGGCCGCGAAAGCAUGGAGCUCCGCAGAAGAAAAGAAUGCCAACGGGUACACAACAGCGACGCAGGCUAUGCAGAUCCGAAACGGCGCUGGCAGUAUUGCGCUCGGCUACAUGUUCUCCAAGGACUUUGACCUGAAGAAGCGUCACAUACCGCAGGGUAUCCUGGCAUCUUCGUCGGCGUUGCGGUUCCUUCGUCCGGUCCUCGACCAGCUGUCGCUGCUGUAUGGUGUCAGUAAUCCGUUCGUUGCGCACGUCGCAGCCGCCGACUAUGACGGAAGCAGAGACGGCACGCUAGUAUCGGACUAUGUCUCUGCCCUCACAAUAUCCGAGGACCUUGGUCUUGCUCUUGUGGCAAGCCAUUCGGCAUACGAGGCGCAGCACAUGGCUCUGUUAGCGACGCUGCUAGCUCAGGACCAGCCAGCUCUCCACGUCUAUGAUGGAAUCAGACUCAGCCGUGAGACGACUAGAGUUGUCGAUGUCUUUGACAAGACUGGCCUCGCUACUGCUUACCAUGCCAUCCUGGACAGCACCAAGGGUGAGGAGCGCACCCAUCUUAGCACUGAGGGAAAGGCUCUACGCACCCUUCGUGCACUGAACGAGGAGCUGGGCACAGACUACAAGCCUUUCGAGUACCAUGGCGAUGAUAGUCCCGAGGCUGUGCUCGUCACUUUCGGCUCCAUUGAGUCUUCUCUUGCCGCUCAAGCUGCCGUGGACCUUGCUCGAUCCGGUCGCAGGGUUGGAGUCAUCUCUGUCCGCCUGUACCGGCCGUUUGCCGAGGAGCAGUUCAUCAAGCUCGUUCCCCAAAGCACCCGCACGAUAGCCGUUCUAGGUCAGGUCCCUGAUUCCCAGGCGCUGCAAGAGGUCGGCGUGCAUUCCCGGCUCUAUGACGAUGUCCUCGCAGCGCUUGUGUACACCAGCUUGUCGAGCAUCCCGGAAAUUCGAGACAUCAAGUAUGCGCCUUCGGAGGUUUGGACGCCAUCCAGAAUGAUCACUACUCUGCGCGGUCUGCUAGGCGAGAGAUCGACCACCAGCCACGCCUCGUUUGUCGACCACAAAGUCCAGCAGUAUAGCUUCUGGAAUGUUGAUGACAGCCCUGCCUCCGAUGCGGCGCAUACCCUGGCUCAAGCGUUGGCAAAGGAUUCCUCUCAGAAUGUCACGGUCAGCACAACGCAUGACAACCUCAUUCAGGGCGGAGUACACCGUGUGGAUGUUCGGAAGUCGCCCCGGAGCCUCGAGGCGCCAUAUUCGAUCGUUGCCGCGGAUACUGCUGUUGUGACUGACGCAAAGUUGCUGGAAAAGGUUGCGAUCCUUGAUUCUGUGAAGAAUGAAGGCAAGCUGAUCGUUUCGAUGCCCGGCGUCAAGGACGAAGACGUGGAGAAGAAACUUGCACCAUGGAUUCGCAGAGGCAUUGCAAAGCAAGGUCUUGAAUUGUACUUGGUCGAUCCAACCAGAACAGGACUCACAAUUGACGCUGAUGAGUUGGAGUCGUUGAUCUUCCAAGCCGCCUUCCUACGUAUCGCGCUUGGUGAAUCCGAAGAAGUCGCUCGCCAGAAGCUUGCUGCCAUCAGUGCUAACGCGAAAACUCUCGAAGAAGUCGCAGCCGAUCUGGAGUUGACCCUGCGAGAGAUUGAAGUGCCAAAGGAAUGGCUUGAGACGGAGAUCGAUUGCGAGCCGCCCGCUCUUCCUCUGGAUGUCACGAGCAACAGCUUCGCCACUUUCGACAAGACCGAAGAAGAGCCUCCCACCCAACUUCGCAGCUGGCAGAAGGCCGCCAAGGGCUUGCUCUUCAAAGAGGCUUAUGGGACUCAAGAUGAUCUUCGACCUGACCUGCCAACCAAGACUUACACGGUCCAUGUCAAGGAGAAUCGCAGACUGACGCCUAUUACGUACGACCGGAACAUCUUCCACAUCGAAUUCGAUCUUGGCACAUCUGGCUUGAAGUACGACAUUGGCGAAGCUCUUGGCAUACACGCUGAGAAUGAUCAUGGUCAGGUCAUGGAGUUCAUCAAAUGGUAUGGUCUUGAUGCCGAUGAUGUUGUUGAAGUCCAGGCUCGCGACUCCGCCACACGAUUCGAGAAUCGCACCAUCUACCAGUCGCUCAUGCAAAACGUUGAUAUCUUCGGCCGUCCACCAAAGAAGUUCUAUGAGGCUCUGGCUGACUUCGCCGAUGACGAGAAUGAGAAGAAGACGCUUCUGACCCUUGCUGGACCUGAGGGAUUCAAGGAGUUCCAAAGGCGUGCUGAGGUUGAUACUGUUACGUACGCCGAUAUUCUGCUCGAGUUUCCAUCAGCCCACCCAUCCUUCCACGACAUUGUGCGCAUUGUCGCACCGAUGAAGCGCCGAGAGUACUCUAUCGCAUCGUGUCAAGCUGUCACCCCUACUUCCGUGGCAUUGAUGGUGGUCGUUGUGAACUGGGUCGAUCCUCGCGAGCGCGAUCGCUUUGGACAGGCUACGAAGUACCUUGUCGAUCUGAAGGUUGGCGCACCUGUCACUGUCAGUGUAAAGCCUUCUGUGAUGAAGCUGCCGCCGAAUUCCACGCAGCCUCUGAUCAUGGCUGGCCUUGGUACUGGUCUUGCUCCAUUCCGAGCCUUUGUUCAACACCGCGCCAUGGAGAAGGCGCAGGGCAAGGAGAUUGGGUCAGUACUGCUCUACAUGGGCUCGCGCCACCAGCGCGAGGAGUACUGCUAUGGUGAAGAGUGGGAGGCCUACCAGGCUGCAGGAGUCAUAACCUUGCUUGGGCGAGCCUUCUCUCGCGACCAGCCCCAGAAGAUCUACAUCCAGGAUCGUAUGCGCCAGACUAUCGACCAGAUCACGGAGGCGUACAUCAAGCAAGACGGCGCUUUCUAUCUCUGUGGUCCUACCUGGCCCGUACCUGAUGUGACUAAUGUUCUGGAGGAAGCGAUCGCGAAAGAGAAGCAAAAGCGAGGCGAGAAGGUCAAGCGCGGAGACGCGAGCAGGAGGAUUAUGGAGCUCAAGGACGAGGGACGUUAUGUGCUCGAGGUGUACUAA
Cyphellophora attinorum is the source of this 3222-nucleotide messenger RNA. RefSeq names its product Sulfite [NADPH] flavoprotein component. The coding region runs from base 1 to 3222 and encodes 1073 amino acids. The transcript has a single exon. Gene Ontology annotation, molecular function: oxidoreductase activity, acting on the aldehyde or oxo group of donors; FMN binding; flavin adenine dinucleotide binding. The record is from RefSeq and is a predicted model, not a curated record. Gene Ontology annotation, cellular component: cytosol. NCBI's taxonomy places the organism in Eukaryota, Fungi, Ascomycota, Eurotiomycetes, Chaetothyriales, Cyphellophoraceae.